GUUCAUAUUGUUGACAUUUCCACUCUGCUUUCUACUGUUAAAUCAUACACCAGAUCAACAUAAAAUAAAAAAUCAACUCAAUUUUAAAUGGUUUGUGAUAUCGGAGAACUUGUUGACUCAAUUAAGUCAAUCAUCAACAAAAAAUUCCCAUCUUUUGAUACAUUUCAAGAUGGGCUUCCACACUCAGAAAUUAGAAAGUUUGAGUCAGAAUACCAAAUAAAGCUUCCCGAUGAAGUUGUAUCUUACUUACAGCUUGUCAAUGGUGAAACUCCUUAUGAUAAAGAAAAUUUAUUUCAAUUAGGCGUCUUUCUUGGUCUUGAAAUGUUAAGCUUAGACGAAAUAAAAAGGGAAAUGAAUGUUUGGAAAGAAGUUGUUCGUGAUAACCCUGAUUUUGCAGACGAUAAAUAUGAGUCUACCCCGGAGGGUGCUGUGAAAGAGGUCUAUUGUGAGCCUAACUUUUGGGUUGGGUUAGCAAUUGAUGGUUGUGGUAACAGUUUUGGUGUUGAUUUAAGUCCCGAGCCAAAUGGGAACUAUGGUCAAGUGAUAAUCUGGGGAAGAGAUUAUAUUGAUGAAAGAAUUGUUAUCUUUUCCAAUUGGGCAGAGUUUUUGAAACAAGUAAUCAAUGACUUAAAUAGAGAUGGUGAGUUUUAUAAGAUUGAGGACAAUAGUUUUGAAUUUUUGGAUGAACAAGUUGGAAACUAUAUGGACUACCUGUUCGAAAAAAAGUUGAAAGAAUACCGCAAUAAGUGAAUUACCCCCUUUUAUGAAACAAUAUGUAUUAUUUUAUGUUCUCAAGACCUCAACAGACAUAUACUACAGUGAAAUAUAUUG
Messenger RNA from Hansenula anomala, 831 nucleotides. RefSeq names its product SMI1/KNR4 family protein. Gene Ontology annotation, biological process: regulation of fungal-type cell wall biogenesis. The transcript has a single exon. The record is from RefSeq and is a predicted model, not a curated record. Bases 88 to 750 code for a protein of 220 amino acids. Lineage: Eukaryota; Fungi; Ascomycota; Saccharomycetes; Phaffomycetales; Wickerhamomycetaceae. Gene Ontology annotation, cellular component: mating projection tip.